This is a messenger RNA of Magnolia sinica, 2372 nucleotides long. RefSeq lists its product as uncharacterized. The record is from RefSeq and is a predicted model, not a curated record. Bases 88 to 2160 code for a protein of 690 amino acids. NCBI's taxonomy places the organism in Eukaryota, Viridiplantae, Streptophyta, Magnoliopsida, Magnoliales, Magnoliaceae. Gene Ontology annotation, biological process: defense response. The transcript has 2 exons.
CUCUCCCAGCUUCUCUCAUCAUCGCUGUGAAAUCAGAUUCUCUUCCUUCUCUCAUCGUUGCCGUUUGAUCAGAUCUCCAUCUCCAAGAUGGAAUACCGACCGUUAGAUCUCACAAUCAUCUCCGCCAAGGACAUCAAGGACGUCAAUCUCUUCAGCAAGAUGGACGUCUACGCCAUCGUCACCCUCAGCAUCGACCCUCGAUCAAAGCAGAAGACGCCCGUCGAUAGAGAUGGCGGGAAAAGCCCUACCUGGAAUUUCCCCAUGAAAUUCUCCGUCCCCGAUCUUCCGCACAAUGGCCCACCGCUAAUCCUCCACAUCCAGCUCCGAUCCGACCGUAGCCUCGGCGAUCGCGACAUCGGAGAGGUCCACGUCCCGAUCAAGGAGCUCCUCGAUACGGCCGCGUCAUCGAAGGGAGACGGGUCGUCUGGGACCCACUUCGUCAGCUAUCAGGUCAGGAAACCGUCGGGAAAACCCAAGGGCGUCUUGAAUUUCUCUUUCAAGUUCGGAGAAAAGGUCUCCGCUCCGAUCGCCGCUGCAGCGGCGAGAGGAAACGAGCCCGUCAUGGCUUAUCCAGCCGCAGCGGGCCCCAGCGGGUACCCGCCUCCUGGUGCUGUGUAUCCGCCUCCAGCAGCGGCAUAUCCACCCCCGGCGGCUGCGUACCCGCCUCCGGCAGCGGCGUACCCCAUGCAGGCGGGGUAUGGGUAUGGUGGCCAUCCUCCGCCUCCGCCGGCAGGGUAUGGUUAUGGUUACCCACCACCACAACCAGGUUACGGAGCACCGCCCCCGGCGGGUUAUGGUUACCCUCCGCAGCAGAUGGUGGCGCCGCCCCAGCAGCCCAAGAAGAACAAGUUUGGGAUGGGUGGGAUGGGGUUGGGAGCGGGCCUGCUCGGUGGGGCGAUCGGAGGGUUGUUGAUCGGAGACAUGAUCUCAGAUUCCAGCAAUGCUUAUGAAUCCGGUUACGAUGCCGGAUUCGACGAUGGUGGUGGUUUUGAUUUCCCAAUCCGUUUCCGGGACAUUCUCGUAACGUCUUCGGCUUUCGCAGGAAAUCGCGUCCACGAACGGCAGUCGGCAAGGGACAUUCUGGUAAUUUCAUCCAGAACACGGCCGCUUCAAAACGCGUCGGGGUGCGUAAAAAACGACUCAGCGGCAGUUUCCCAACUCAAGAAGGAAGUCUCUCUCUCAUCCUUUCCUAUCCGUAUAAAGAUCCAUCUCGAUUACUCACUUCUCUCAGUUUCCAACUUCUUCAUCGCGCCGUAUGAUCAGAUCUCCAUCUCCAAGAUGGAAUACCGACCGUUAGAUCUCACCAUCAUCUCCGCCAAGGACAUCAAGGACGUCAAUCUCUUCAGCAAGAUGGACGUCUACGCCAUCGUCACCCUCAGCAACGACCCUCGAUCCAAGCAGAAGACGCCCGUCGAUAGAGAUGGCGGGAAAAACCCUACCUGGAAUUUCCAGAUGAAGUUCUCCGUCCCCGAUCUGCCUAAUGGCCAACCGCCCGUCCUCCACAUCCAGCUGCGAUCUGACCGCAGCCUCGGCGAUCGAGACAUCGGAGAGGUCCACGUCCCGAUCAAGGAGCUUCUUGACACGGCCGCAUCAUCUAAGGGCGAAGGGCCGUCUAGGGUCCACUUUGUCAGCUAUCAGGUCAGGAAGCCGUCGGGAAAACCUAAGGGCGUCUUGAAUUUCUCUUUCAAGUUUGGAGAGAAGGUCUCUGCUCCGAUCACUGCAGUGCCGCCCACUGCUGCAGCGAAAGUAAACGAGCCCGUCACAGCUUAUCCAGCCGCGGCGGGCCCCAGCGGGUACCCGCCUCCUGGUGCGGCGUACCCGCCGCCAGCAGCGGCGUACCCGCCUCCGGCAGCGGCUUACCCCAUGCAGGCGGGGUAUGGCUAUGGUGGCCAUCCCCCGCCGCCGCCGGCAGGGUAUGGGUAUGGUUACCCACCGCCCCCAUCAGGUUACGGAGCACCGCCCCCACCGGGUUAUGGUUACCCUCCGCAGCCGAUGGUGGCGCCGCCCCAGCAGCCCAAGAAGAAGUUUGGGAUGGGUGGGAUGGGGUUGGGAGCAGGCCUGCUCGGUGGGGCGCUCGGAGGGUUGUUGAUCGGAGACAUGAUCUCAGAUUCCAACGGUUACGAUGGCGGAUUCGAUGAUGGUGGUGGUUUUGAUUUCUGAUAUUUUCUGGGUUUUUCUUGCCUUGAAUUUGUUUUUAUUUUCCUUCAGUAGAUACGAGUUGUUUGACUGUACAUUUUUUUCUUAAUACCAUAAUCAAUGUAUAAGACAUACACUUAGACUAGGGCAUAUACGCAAUCUCUGUUCUCCUGUGGUUGCACAUGUCAUCUGUUUGGAUUUAAAGUAGUAUAAAGCUGGCAUUGGUUUGAAUUGAA